CUCCAAUUCCAGAAACUAUUACAUCUGCAAAUCAAUUAAAAAUCAGAAUAUGUGCCGCACACAAACAAUACUUUUUUGAAUGUUGGACAAUUACAUUUUCUUAUCUGUUUCUGUUCUUCAUAUGAUGGUUUUCUAAACGCUUCUGAGAAAAACCAUACAAAAUUCACACACCAUAAAAAUGGUAAGCAUGCAAAACCAGCGUAAAAGUACCAGCGACACAGGUACAGUUUCCUGUCGUUCUUCAUUUUUGAUAAAUCCAUUUUUGUAGGCUUAUAAUACUCACAAAUCGUCUCAAUUUCUGUUACACAUUUGUACCUAAACCUACAAAGGUGUCGAAAAUCUACAGGAUGAUGAAUCACAAAGAACCACUACGCAAAUUCCAUAUUCCCUGACAGCUGAUUCAGAUUACAGACAACAAAUGUCAAUUUUGCUACUUUCUUUGCAUUGGUGUUGUCAGUACUGGUAAGUCAAACUCCAGGGUACCCAACUAUGAAAUUCUACUCUAAUUAGUUUUACUUAAUCGUAUUAUUUGAAAUGAAAAUUUCAUUGCAAUAUAUAGAAAGGUAAUAGUUGUAAAAUAUAACAAGGAAUUUUAAGAGGUAGAUAUUUUUUAUUCUCUUAAAACAGUUGUGAAAGUCUCCGAAGUGGUAACACAAUCUAGUCUCACCAACAUAUUAGCAAAAAUUGUUCAAUGUCUGUUAAUACUUUACAUCAUCCACCACACCUGCUGUCGCCUGCAGUGUUCCACCACUUUGUAUACAAUUAGUGUGUGGAGCAGGUUGAGGUUCAUGGUUACGUGAAAAGUAAGUUCAUUGGGAUGAAUUGCACAUUUAAAAUGUUAAAUUUGCAGGCUAACACUAUACGAAAAUGAUACGUGAUUACGUGAGGAUGUAUUUUUGUUUGAAAUUUUGUCGUGUUUGUGGCAUUAACUAUUCCGGAAGGCCAGAAUGUACACAUUUGGGCCAAAAUUUGCCAAGCCCUGAAAUGGAAAUCCCUUUUCAUUGAAAAUGUCUUUAAUUGCCUCAACAUACAUGUUCAUCAUGCCUUCGUGAGCAGUUCUGAAACGAACCGUUAUAAUUCCCCAAUGUCUACCAGAACGAAACCUACAUCGUAUGUGAUGUAGAAAUGGCAGAAAAAGAAAGUUCACCAUCUGCAAAGGCAGCUCAACAACCAGCGGAAGAUGAAGAAUUGAAUGAACUUUUGGCAGAUGCUCUAAAUGACUUUGGAAAGCCACCACCAGAAAAAUCCUCAGAAAAUCAAAAAUCUAAAGAAUUAGAUGCUGAUAACAAGCCUCCUAACCUUGACUUCUCUACAGAGGAGUUCAAUAACUUUGAAAAAGACAUGUUAAAAGCUUUAGCUGCCAAUUUCCAAGAAGAUAUGCAGGAAGUGUUAUCUCAGACUGCUUCAGGUUUGGAUCAAUCUGCUGCUGAUGAAUUCAAUGCAAAUUUACGUAAAAUGGCAGAAGCUACUGCAAAAGCUUGGUCUGACCAGGGAAUGGACAGCGACUUUGCUGCCACUAUAAGUGAGACACUGAAAAAUCUCUCAGAAGGAGCUGAAAAUUUGCAGAAUGUUUUCCCAGAUGAAAAUUUGUUAAAGAUGUUGGGACCAAUGGGAAUGCCAGGCGAAGGAACUGAUGAAAUGUUACCAUUCAUACAAAACAUGAUGCAGUCAUUACUUUCCAAAGAAAUUUUGUAUCCAGCUCUUAAGGAUCUCUUAGACAAGUAUGACACUUGGUUAAUUGAAAAUGAAAGCAAAUUAGAGGAAUCGGAAGUUUCACGUUACAGGAAACAACAAAUUCUAAUUACACAAGUAUGCUCUGUUUUGGAAUCAGAGUCUGAAUCGGAUAGCAGUGAAGUUAAGAAGCAAAGAUUUGAUUCUUUGAUAAACUUAAUGCAUCAGGUCCAGGAUUGUGGUCAACCACCUAAAGACCUUAUGGAUUCCAUCAAGACAUUUGAAGAAUUUCCGAAUCCUUCUGAUCCUUCUCAGUGUACAGUUAUGUGAUGAUGGCAGCUGAUUAAAUAGAGGCUCCUAGAUGGUGUGAUAUCACUUAUUUGUGUUUUGUUGCUCCUUGCCAAUGCUGGUUUUGUGAAAUUCUUGUAUUAAGGGAGGUGACACAAGAAAGUGAUUUUUGUGGCUUUGUCGGGAACUAUCAGUGUUCCAGCAAUGUAGAUCAUACAAUUUUUAAUAACUUGUCAGAUGUGUCUUGUAUGAGGCUCUGUACAUAUUUAGUGGAAGUCAUAGGUUUUUGUAUUUAUCAGACCGAGAGUCUUGUAUCCUUUUCUAGUUCCGGGCUUUUGCAAUGUAAAUAAGUUUUAUUUUGGUGUGAAGGCAAGAGUAUAAGAUUGUUUUCAUAAUUUUAUGAAGAUUCUGAGCAUUCACAUGUAUUUGUUGUAAUAUUGUUGCCAAAAAUUACAAAAUAAAUGGAUUUUGUUCCAUUUGUUAAUGCAGUUUAAUUUCUUUUUGUUGGAUGAACUUGUGUUUAUGAUAACUUGUGUUAAUUGCAGUUAAAAGGUGUUCCUAUGUCAGAAAGUUAUACCUUUUGCUUUAUGAUGUUGACAAAUAUUUCAAAAAGAAAUGACAUGAUUGAAAUGAAGAGACCACCCACUAAUAUAAAGAACGCUGAUUGCAAGUGUUCUGGGGAGAAAGAUGUUAGUUCCUCAAGUGUUGAAUCUUCUCUUACUUGCAGGUCGCCUCGAAUUAAACCUUCAUGAUAUAGCGAUUGAACCCAGUGACCUGGGAAUCCACCAGACAACAAUAGUAAUAUCGUCUUUUCUAAUCUAAGAAGAAAGGGCAGCGCGCGCGGCACCUGGUAGCCCACGAAGCCCGGCCGCAGAGGACACUCGUCCACCACGUGCAGCAACGGGCGUCCGCCGCGCCACAGGCUGCGCGUCGCCGCCAUCCAGCGCGACGUCAUCUCGGAGGAGACGGCGGCCGUGGGCGGGUGCCGGGCCACGCGCGCCACCACGUCGCCGUAGCCCCGAUCCACGUCCACCCGCGUGCGCAGGCGCGACAUCACGUCGCCCGGCGGCUGGCCCUCAAACAGCGCCUCGGUGCCCGGCAGCAGCCGCACGCGCAGC
Molecule: messenger RNA, 3077 nt
Organism: Gryllus bimaculatus (two-spotted cricket)
Lineage: Eukaryota; Metazoa; Arthropoda; Insecta; Orthoptera; Gryllidae
Source: the annotation of a GenBank genome assembly